Messenger RNA from Papaver somniferum (opium poppy), 690 nucleotides. RefSeq names its product V-type proton ATPase subunit G1-like. Gene Ontology annotation, biological process: proton transmembrane transport. Lineage: Eukaryota; Viridiplantae; Streptophyta; Magnoliopsida; Ranunculales; Papaveraceae. Gene Ontology annotation, cellular component: vacuolar proton-transporting V-type ATPase complex. The coding region runs from base 158 to 490 and encodes 110 amino acids. The record is from RefSeq and is a predicted model, not a curated record. Gene Ontology annotation, molecular function: proton-transporting ATPase activity, rotational mechanism. The transcript is spliced from 4 exons.
UGUCAUAUCCAAUAAUUCCAGAUUUUUUGCUUUUCCGACCUUUAAAUAUUGAGCAAAAGACCGGUAGAGAGAAAAUUGUCUCACGUUUGUUGUUGUUCAGUUCCCCAUUCUUUCGCUGAAUCAAGAUCUACGCCGUUAUUAAGAUUUAUAAGAAAGUAUGGAAUCAAGCCGUCAAGGUGGUGGAAUCCAACAACUCCUAGCUGCAGAACAAGAAGCUCAGCACAUUGUCAAUGAGGCUAGAAAUUUAAAAACAGCUAGGUUGAAACAAGCCAAAGAAGAGGCUGAAAGGGAGAUCGCUCAAUACCGUGCUCAAGUGGAAGCUGACUUUCAGAGAAAACUCGAAGAGACUAGUGGGGAUUCAGGUGCUAACGUAAAGCGUCUUGAGCUCGAAACUGAAGCAAAGAUUGGCAACCUAACUGGAGAGUCUGAGAGGAUAUCCAGUGAUGUUGUUCAGAUGCUCUUAAGGCAUGUGACAAGCGUGAAAAACUGAAGUGUUUGUUGGAGGAAUAACUUAUUUUCCUUGUUAUUUAUUCAGUGAGCUUAUUAAGUAUCUGUCGUAUUAUAUUUGUAAUAGUUAUUCGAUUCCUGUUCUUUGCCAAAUAAAUGACUUGCAGGAAUCUUUAGAAAAAAAAUUCUUGAUACCUAGUUUGUGCAUUGAGCUGUUGCUUAUACGUUAAAAUCGAUUUUGCA